Messenger RNA from Oikopleura dioica, 321 nucleotides. NCBI's taxonomy places the organism in Eukaryota, Metazoa, Chordata, Appendicularia, Copelata, Oikopleuridae. The record is from the annotation of a GenBank genome assembly.
AUGGCUUCUCCUAUUGUUGGAGAUAUUGUAUUGUUGAGGGAAGAGAUUGCAAAGCGAAAGAAAACCAUGGAAAUGAUCGACAUAGCUCAUACUCUUGCAAAGGAAGAGCAGUUGAUAAUAAUUAACCGUAAUCUAAUUCAUACAGAAAAUGCAGAUGUUGCUCAAAGAACUUUUCUCGUGAACGAGAGUUCCGUAAGCAACUACAAUGGCUUGUUUCAAAAGUACGAGGAAGCGACCAAACAACUUGAAAAAGAAAUAGAAGGUUACGAGACCGAGAUUGCUUCGUUGAAAGAAGAACUGUCCUCGCUGAAGACUGUCUAA